AUGAACUUUGUUGGUAAAGUAGUCCUGGUUACCGGAGCAAGUUCCGGAAUUGGAGCAGCAACUGCUGUCCAACUAGCAAAAUUAGGAGCAAGUUUAGCUUUAACUGGACGAAAUGUUGAAAAUUUACAAAAAACAGCAAAUGAAUGUAACAAAUCACCCAAUGUAUUCACUGUACCUGGUAAUUUAACAUCUGAAAAUGAUAUCAAGAAAAUUUAUACAGAGGUUAUGAACAAAUUUGGAAAACUGGAUGUACUCAUCAACAAUGCGGGGAUUUUGGAAAAUGGAACUAUUGAAACCACAAACUUAGAACAAUAUGAUAGGCUCAUGAAUACCAAUGUUCGGUCCAUAUAUUAUCUAACAAUGUUAUCAGUACAAGAAUUAAUUAAAACGAAAGGUAAUAUUGUAAAUGUAUCCAGUGUAAAUGGAAUAAGAGCCUUUCCCAAUGUUCUGGCUUAUAACAUGUCUAAAGCAGCAGUAGAUCAUUUCACACGAUGUGCUGCUUUAGAAUUGGCUGCCAAAGGAGUUAGAGUAAAUGCCGUAAACCCAGGAGUAACAAUUACUAAUUUACAUCGUUCUGGUGGAAUGGAUGAAACAACUUAUCAAAAAUUUCUGGAACACAGUCGUACAACCCAUGCAAUGGGUAAACCAGGAGAAGCAAUCGAUGUUGCUGAAGCCAUAAUAUAUUUAGCUAGCGAUGCUGCUAAACAUGUAACGGGAGUUACAUUACCUGUAGAUGGUGGAAGACAUGCCAUGUGCCCUCGUUAAUUAAAUUUUGAUAAUUUUCAUAGAUCUGAUUUGAUAAUUUUCAUAAUUCAACAUUGAUCUGAUUUUGAAUAAUUUUAUAC
Molecule: messenger RNA, 845 nt
Organism: Ctenocephalides felis (cat flea)
Lineage: Eukaryota; Metazoa; Arthropoda; Insecta; Siphonaptera; Pulicidae
Product: 3-oxoacyl-[acyl-carrier-protein] reductase FabG-like
Exons: 3
Coding region: 1-765 (254 amino acids)
Molecular function (GO): oxidoreductase activity
Source: RefSeq, a predicted model, not a curated record